UCUGUGGGCCCCAGAACUGCUGCCUUCAGUGACACAGCCAGGUUCAGUCCACCCCUCCGGCCCCCGCCACUUACCAGUGUCAGUGACUGAUCUGCUUAAUGAGACAAAGGUCCAUGUCAAUGGGGCAGUCACCUGUUCUCCCAGGGAGAGGGAAGAAGAUAAAAAGGGACAGGGGAGAGACUGGAAGGGGCAGCGGGAGCAACAAGUGGAGAGGAGGAUCCCAGCUCUGCCCAGAUCCAUUUCCUGCAUCCACCUGAGCAAACUGACUCUCCUGGAAACAAGGGGAGGAGCUGAGAGACGAAAAGCCAGUUGUUCACUCUGCUGAGCACCGCACUACUUAGGGAGAAGGGGGAGAGCUAGAGGGGGUUAUAAUACACUGUGGGGCAGUACCCUGAAGUGACUCCUUUGAUUUUGCUCUUUUUCCAGCAUUUCACUCAGAGAUGCUGUUACGGGGAAGUUUAAAAAGGUCCCUGGAGGGUUUAGUUCUGCUGGUAGGGGCCUGGCCUGUGUGGUAAUAAACUAACUGGGUUUGUUCCCAGCAUGGCAGACCCCAGAGCGUCUAUCUGCAGGAAGAGAGCCUGGGGGAAAUCAGGGUGUGACUUGGACUCAAGCCCCUUCUGUAACCUCCCAAAUUGCCCCUUUCAUCGUGACAGUUUGAAGAAACACAUCUAGAUUUCUCUCCAGAUCAUCCCAUCUUCCAGGGGACAGGGAAGGGAAAUGGCUGUGAUGGAGCCAGCUCAGAUGCCGGUGACCUUCGUGGAGGUGGCUGUGUAUUUCACCCAGGGGCAGGGGGCCCUUCUGGGCCCUGGUCAGGGACGUCAUGCAGAAUUGUGAAACUGUGACCUUGCUGGCAGAGCGGCAUGGCCCGCACUGCCAGUCUGCUGGUACCUGUCCGAUGAGGGGAAAACCCAGUUGUAAGGGAUCAUGGAGCACCAGGGAUCCGCUUCGGAGAAGGAAAAAUUAAAGAUGGCAGCCGAUGGGAUGGUGAGUGAAAACAAGGAGGAGAAUUCACUGCAGGAAGGUCCUGAGCAAUGGGAAGCACAGGGGAUAUUACUGGAAAGAUCCAAAGGGAAUUUUGGACAGAGCUGUGAGUGUGGGAAAGCCUGUGGAAAUCAGUGCAGAUCAGAGAGGCAGCUGGGAAACCAGCCAGAGAAAGAAGUGGGUAGGUUUAAUGUGGCGGAGGAUGCAAGGAACUCAGCAAAACAACAGCCCAGUGGAGAAGCAACAUGGCAAAGAGAAAAAAACACGUGUGCCGAGUGUGGGAAAAGCUUCAGUCGGCGCUCUCACCUUAUUUCCCAUAGAAGAAUCCACACGGGCGAGAAACCCUAUAAAUGCCUGGUCUGUGGGAAAAGCUUCAAUCAGAGCUCAAACCUUAUUUCACACAGAAGAAUACACACAGGAGAGAAGCCCUAUAAAUGCCUCAUCUGUGAGAAAAGCUUCAUUCAGAGCUCACAACUCAACAGACAUGAGAGAACGCACACGGGAGAGAAACCCUAUAAAUGCGUUGAAUGCGGGAAAGCUUCAUUCAGAGCUCGGAUCUUAUUUCCAUCAGAAAAGCCACACAGGAGACAGACCCUACAAAUGCUCCUACUGUGGGGAAAGUUUUGAUCGGAGAACACAACUUAUUAUCCAUCAGAGAAUCCAUUCAGGAGAGAAACCUUACAAAUGCCUCAUCUGUUGGAAAAGCUUCAAUCAGAGCUCCAACCUUAUUUCACACCAGCGAAUCCAUACGGGAGAGAGACCGUAUAAAUGCUCUGACUGUGGGAAAAGAUUCAAUCGGAGCUCGCACCUUAUGCGACACAAGAGAACCCACAUGGGAGAUAAAUCCUAUCAAUGUCCAGAGUGUGGGAAAAGUUUCAACCAGUACUCAGAUCUUAUUACGCAUCAGAGAGUCCACACAGGAGAAAGACCCUAUAAAUGCCUGGACUGUGGGAAAAGUUUUGAUUGGCACUCACAACUGGUUAUACACCAGAGAAGUCACACUGGAGAGAAUCCUUAUAAAUGUGUGGACUGCGGGAAAAGUUUCAGUCGGAGCUCAAACCUUGUUACACACCAGAGAAUCCACACAGGCGAACGCCCUUUUAAAUGCCUUGAUUGCGGGAAAAGAUUCUGUCAGAGCUCAGAUCUUUUUUCACAUCAGAGAACCCACACUGGAGAGAGACCCUAUAAGUGCUUGGACUGUGGGAAAAGGUUUAGCGACAGCUCGACCCUCAUUAAACAUAGGCGAAUCCACACUGGAGAAAACCCUAUAUGUGCCAGGUCUGUGGGAAAAGCUUCAGUCAAAGCUCCACCCAUACUCGACAUCAGAAACUCCACAGGGGAGAAAAACCUUGAAUGUGGGAGAAGGAUCUUUCAGGGCACAAGUAUUCUGAGGCACCAGCAAAUCCACACAGGGAAGAGUCCUCUUACAUCUCUAUAGCACGUCAAAUUCCACAAGCGGAGCUCACACCAUACUGGACAUCAGAGACUCCUGCACACAGGAGAGAAAUUCUACCAGGGCACAGUCAAGAGACCAGACAUUUCCUAUUUCCUGCACACAUCAGGGGUGUUUGGCCCCCAAGUAUCCAGCUGCCCAUGUCUGGGGUGAGGACCCAGCAGCAGCCAAUUGUGAGCAUAUCAGUUACACUUCCCCGUUCAUUAACAAACUGAGUUUUACACUCAUCUACUCCCCCCCUCGGGAUCAGAUUGUCUCAUCCCCGUUAUUCUCAUGUUGCUGCGGUUGUUGUUUUUGUUGUGGGGGUUUAGUACCUUCCUAAAAUAUGAUGGAUAGAGUGAGA
Molecule: messenger RNA, 2777 nt
Organism: Dermochelys coriacea (leatherback sea turtle)
Lineage: Eukaryota; Metazoa; Chordata; Testudines; Dermochelyidae
Product: zinc finger protein 664-like
Exons: 4
Coding region: 1172-2419 (415 amino acids)
Biological process (GO): central nervous system development; regulation of transcription by RNA polymerase II
Cellular component (GO): nucleus
Molecular function (GO): RNA polymerase II cis-regulatory region sequence-specific DNA binding; DNA-binding transcription factor activity, RNA polymerase II-specific
Source: RefSeq, a predicted model, not a curated record